Molecule: messenger RNA, 1796 nt
Organism: Amoebophrya sp. A120
Lineage: Eukaryota; Dinophyceae; Syndiniales; Amoebophryaceae
Source: the annotation of a GenBank genome assembly
CAACAGUGGACGAGAUAUCUUCAUACCCUUGGUACGUCGAGCUCAAUGAAAACAACAAGUGUGCAAUUAUAGUAGUAAGACGAAGAUAUACAUAUACUUGGUUUAUUUUUGUAUUUCAUUUCCGUUUCCCCCAGCGCCAGCGCCGCCACGUGGUGCAUUUCCGUCUCCACAAAUAAGCCGCGUAAAGAAGCGCAGUAGAUGAAAAUGACAACAUCAGUGAACGACAUCCAGCUCCUGUCCGGCGCAACGAAGGCAGAUGGGCUAGAGGCAAUCGCCCAUUGCAUAUGGAUUGCACAUAUGUCUGGGUCUGGGAGGAUGCAAGGUUUGUCAUGCUUGUCUGGCAUGACUGAAGAGUUUGUGAUGCAUGUCCACGAAGAGACCCUCUUGCUUAUCAAAACGCAGUUUUUCAUGCGGAAAGCGCAACACUAUCACUAAGCCGCGCAAAGAUUUCUCAUGCUUGGCUGUGCAUUACAGAGAACUCGGAUUCGCUACUUAUUCACAAAUCAGCAUUACAAGUUUCAGACAUAUUUGCACUCGAUAUUGCAGGAUACACAACGACGAGCCGGUCGCGGUGUGGCGUGUGAAUCCGGAGUAUGCAAGAAAAAACUGUUUAAGAAGUGUAACUUUCUUGGAGGAAUAGCAUUACUGCAUGACACAGAAGACCUGUCAUGCGCGGCUAGUAUGUGAAAACACGCACGAAAAGAGCCUCUGACGCAUGUCCAGCAUGACAGGUGUAGAGUGUCUCGUAUCGAGUCUCCAACUCAAAGUUACACUUACACAGUUUUUUCGAUAAGGAGAGCCUUGACGUGAGGUGGAAGCAGAGCGCACCUCCUUGGCCGUGUUUUCCGUUGUUCGCCCCUUGUUUACCCCUUGUGUACAUGGACAACAGGAUCGAAAGGGGACAUUUGCAGCACACGCUGUACAUUCUGGGCAAGAAGAACAUCUACAACUUCGUCUUCCCAUACGACGUGGGGGCAAAGAAAGCGGGCUGCAACCGGUGUUGCUACACCUGUUGCUAUCACGCCAAGACGGGCUACGAGCCUUUGCGCGUCAUGCGGCCCGACGCUUGGGUAGAGAAUGUGUGCCACCCCCGCUGCCAUCAUGUCGAUGCCGUGUAUCCAAGUAGAAAAAACCGUCUCAGUCGCGAAUCGCUUUGCAGGAGCCUCAGCACUACAAAUUCAGUCUCUAGUAUGAUGACAGCACUACACGUCGACCAAGAAGUCGCUGUGACGCGUCAGACUGAUGAGAGAAAGCACGCACUUUCUAAUCGCAUAGGAAGCAUGAUAAAUAAACGUCUCAGGGAAUGUCCGCAUCACAAGUUGACUAAGGCAUUUUUUUGUCGCGAUACCGUCAAAAUCAUGGCGCCGUUUGACUCAUCGCUGAACCACCAGCGCGGUGAAAACAAGGGCCACAAUGACGGAUGGUUCGCGAUGUAUGUGUCUAAUCCGGAGGAAACCUGCACGAUGAUCAACAACGCGCUUUACCUAUGCUGUGCAAAAGUAUCGUACUCGUAUUGCAAUCAUGCAUAUACAAAUCUUUUCCUUAAGGUAAAUCAGCAUUACAUUUCGUAUGCUGAAGAAAUUUGUAAUGCAUUUAUGCGAGUGCGAUGCUUUUGCACUGCAUAUUACCUCGCCCGCCAGGAGGCAGUACAGACGCAGAUGGAGACGCAGCCGCCUGCGGUUCCCGUUGGGAGCACGAAGGCCAAACUGCAGGAGUUCGCAGAAAUGAGGGACAUGGGCCUACUUUCCAUCCAGGAGUUUGAAGACAAGAAGGCCGAGCUCCUCAGAGAAAUGUAG